Trichoderma reesei QM6a is the source of this 513-nucleotide messenger RNA. RefSeq lists its product as uncharacterized. The coding region runs from base 1 to 513 and encodes 170 amino acids. The transcript has a single exon. Gene Ontology annotation, molecular function: acyltransferase activity, transferring groups other than amino-acyl groups. The record is from RefSeq and is a predicted model, not a curated record. Lineage: Eukaryota; Fungi; Ascomycota; Sordariomycetes; Hypocreales; Hypocreaceae.
AUGGCUGUGCUCUCUGAAAAAGCCGUAAAAAAUGGCCUUCGCAUCAGAAAGGCCACACCUGACGAUAUUCCACCUCUGCAAGCCAUAGUCAACGCCAGCUACUCGAAAUACAUUGACCGCAUUGGAAAGCCUCCUGCUCCCAUGCUGGCCGACUACGCCAAACUACUCGAGACUCGCGAUAUUUUCAUAUUAGAGGCUACAACAAACGAAGAAGACGGGACUCCUGUUGUGAAAAUGGUUGGCUCGAUUAUACUGGGCGUGGAUGCUGAAGGAGACGCAGUCACUGUGAACAAUCUGGUUGUUGAGCCGGCGUCGCAGGGUCGAGGCUAUGGUCGUGUGCUGAUGGAUUUUGCAGAGGGCGUUGCAAAAGAAAAGGGCUUGUCGUGUGUGGCUUUGUUUACGAAUGUCAAGAUGCAUGAGAAUGUUGGGCUGUAUCUCAAGCUGGGAUAUGUCGAGACGGGGAGGAGGACAGAGGACGGCUAUGAACGAGUGUAUUUUCGCAAGCAGCUGUAA